GAAGGGAGGCUUCCCUGCACAGCCUUCCUUGCAUGCGCGGGCAGCCUCCCUCUCGCUCCGGUGCCCUCCACUAAGCGGGUGACGCCGGCUGCCCCCCCCCUCGCUCUGAGUCGCACACGCCGAGCGCGCGGCCGACAAAAAUCUCCGUUUCCGCGGCGGCGCGUGCCUUGUACAUCUUCGUGGGGGGGGCGCGCAUCUCGGAAUAGCCGGUGUGACUGACUGGAGAAGGUUAAAAGAGACUCACAGCACCAUGACUUCAGCCUUGCUUCCGAGCAUAUUAUUUCUUCUGGCCUCUAGACUAGCUGUGACGUUUAGUCACAGUCCCAGGAGCCCAGACAGAGUUUCAGAAGCUGAUAUCCAAAGACUUCUUCAUGGGGUAAUGGAGCAACUGGGCAUUGCUAGGCCUAGAGUUGAAUAUCCAGCACACCAGGCCAUGAAUCUAGUAGGCCCACAGAACAUUGAAGGUGGUGCACAUGAAGGUCUGCAGCAUUUGGGUCCUUAUGGAAACAUCCCAAAUAUUGUGGCUGAAUUGACAGGCGAUAAUAUACCUAAAGAUUUCAGUGAAGAUCAGGGGUACCCAGAUCCUCCAAAUCCUUGCCCAGUUGGAAAAACAGUUGAUGAUGGAUGCCUUGAAAACACUCCAGAUACAGCACAGUUCAGCAAAGAGUACCAACUUCACCAACACCUUUUUGAUCCAGAACAUGACUAUUCCAGCAUGGGCAAAUGGAAUAAGAAUCUACUCUUUGAGAAAAUGAAGGGUGGACUGAAAAGGAAGAAAAGGAGUGUAAAUCCGUAUCUUCAAGGACAAAGGCUGGACAAUGUUGUGGCAAAGAAGUCUGUCCCACAUUUUUCAGAUGAAGAAAAAGAGACUGGAAACUGAAUGAAACUUCACGGAAAGCUCUAAUCCUGCUUGUAUAUAAUCAGUGAUUUAAAUCUCAUAGUGGCUGUAUGUUUACUGAUUAUAUAAUUAUCACUUAAGAGCAGCUGGAUUUAUAAUAUUUCUUUUUCCUUGAAACAUGAAAACCCAAUUCUGCUUUUUAUUAAGUAAUAGUGAUAGGAUCUUUCUGUUUUCCUGGAUCUGAAGCAAACAUAUGAAUAAUAAUAAUAAUUUCAACAGUCAAGAGUUAAAAUGGCCUUAAGAAGCAAAUGAAAAGGAGGGGGAUUUUAAACAUUUCACAUUAUUGUAUUUAUAUGCAUGUUGUGAUGUUUACCUUUCCUGAACAAUUAUUUCACUGGAUUCUGUUAGUAAACAAUUACCUAAUUAACAAUGUAUGUUCAGAUAUUUGCUGUUUAUUAAAAUAAAUACUGGAAGCAGUCUUCUUGCAUGGAGAUA
Messenger RNA from Pogona vitticeps (central bearded dragon), 1333 nucleotides. The record is from RefSeq and is a predicted model, not a curated record. NCBI's taxonomy places the organism in Eukaryota, Metazoa, Chordata, Lepidosauria, Squamata, Agamidae.